Cladophialophora bantiana CBS 173.52 is the source of this 660-nucleotide messenger RNA. RefSeq lists its product as uncharacterized. The transcript has a single exon. The record is from RefSeq and is a predicted model, not a curated record. The coding region runs from base 1 to 660 and encodes 219 amino acids. Gene Ontology annotation, cellular component: cytoplasm. NCBI's taxonomy places the organism in Eukaryota, Fungi, Ascomycota, Eurotiomycetes, Chaetothyriales, Herpotrichiellaceae. Gene Ontology annotation, molecular function: phosphatase activity.
AUGUCCGAUAGCAAAGUCUUUCUCUUACGACAUGCUGAAUCCCAGCAUAACGUCGACAAAAACUUUGAACGGCUUGAUCCUGCAUUAACGGAAUCUGGGAUUAAGGCUGCAGAACAACUGGGCUCGUCAUUCCCGGAACCAGAUUCUGUGGGCGUUGUCUUAUCAUCCCCGUCGCAACGCGCAAUCCAGACUGCGUUUGCUAUAUUCCCCAACGUCCUCGAUCGGCGAUAUUUUGACCCAGCAAGUGGGAACGGGGUCGAAGCAGGCGCGGUCUUCAUUGUAGACCCAGAUGCGCAGGAACGGAGCGCCCUCCCCUGCGAUACCUGUUCAACUCGAGAGUCCCUGCAAAAAAAAUUUCCUUACCUCGACUUCUCGCCCCUGUCAGAUGCGGAGGAUGCAACGUGGAGGUUAAAGACGGGCUCCUAUUCUGAGCACGACGAGGCUGUCAAAAUGCGAGCGAUGAGACUUCGAGAGACGUUGGAAACGCUGGUAGCAACUUGCGAAAAAUCCUCGAGGCCAAACGUGGCUUUGGUCACGCAUGGUGUUUUUAUGAAGGCUUUAACAAACGAUAGUAGCAUUGACCUACCUAGACCUGGUUGGGCUGUGUACCGUAUUCAAAAAGGGGACGACGGAAAUGUCGUCCUUGUUGCUGCGGAUUGA